AUGUCUUUCGAAUUGCCUGACCUGCCGUAUGCAUAUGAUGCCCUGGCACCUUACAUGUCUUCCGAAACCCUGGAGUUUCACCACGACAAGCACCAUCAGGCCUAUGUCACAAAGGGCAACGAACUGCUCGCAGGCAGCGGACUUGAAGGCAAGUCUCUUGAGGAGAUUGUCAAAGCAAGCUUCGGCAGCAAUGCUCCGCUCUUCAACAACGCCGGGCAGCACUACAAUCACAUUCAUUUCUGGAAAUGGAUGAAAAAGAAUGGCGGCGGCACAUCCUUGCCGGGUGCAAUUGCUUCGGCAAUCGACAGCGACCUUGGCGGAUACGACAAGUUCCGCGCCGAUUUCAUCGCCGCCGGAAUGGGCCAGUUCGGUUCAGGCUGGGCAUGGCUCGCUGUCAAGGAUGGCAAACUGGCAAUCAUGAAGACACCGAACGGCGAGAACCCGCUUGUUCAUGGUGCGGUACCGGUUCUCGGCUGUGAUGUGUGGGAGCAUUCCUAUUACAUCGACUACAGGAACGCCCGCCCGAAAUACCUGGAAGCGUUCGUCGAUAACAUGGUGAACUGGGACUAUGUCCUGGAGCUUUAUGAAGCUGCGACCAAGUAA
Effrenium voratum is the source of this 603-nucleotide messenger RNA. The record is from the annotation of a GenBank genome assembly. Lineage: Eukaryota; Dinophyceae; Suessiales; Symbiodiniaceae.